Molecule: messenger RNA, 2359 nt
Organism: Ictalurus furcatus (blue catfish)
Lineage: Eukaryota; Metazoa; Chordata; Actinopteri; Siluriformes; Ictaluridae
Product: regulator of G-protein signaling 9-binding protein
Exons: 1
Coding region: 507-1235 (242 amino acids)
Biological process (GO): G protein-coupled receptor signaling pathway; detection of light stimulus involved in visual perception
Cellular component (GO): photoreceptor outer segment; neuron projection
Source: RefSeq, a predicted model, not a curated record
UAUUGCGGAUACGCGGAUGGUUUCAUGUACAUUUUUGUCCAUCAGAAGGGUUUUACUGAGGUGCAAGACGUUUUUAUGGACACGUUGCGGCUUUCUUUAGUAGGAUUAUGAGCCAGGGAUAGGUUAUGAUAUAUUAUGCCGUGUAAAAAGAUUGAAUUUGUGGUGUCGGGUAUUAAGGUGUAACGCGUAAAGGCGGCGGCGCGCUGUGUUGUGUUGUGUUGUGUUGUGUUGUGUUGUAUUGUGGUGUAGUGUAGGCCACUGACGCCGACUUUAAUCUCCGAGGGCAAAAGUAAAGCUGUUUACAGAUCCGUUUAUUGCUAAGCCUGUGCGCUGUCUCGUCAGGAGCAAGGUGGGAAACAUGGCUGGAGAGAAAUUGGCCGUGACGCGAGCGCUGAGUGGAUUUGCGUGGCUGUGGCGCUGCCGUGGAAACUAAGGGCGACCGAGGCGCAGGUUUCCACCCGACACAUCCCUAAAGGAAAACUUUUCAUUUCGUUUUCUCUACAAACAUGGGCAAGGACGAGUGCAAAACCAUGCUGGACGCUUUAAACAAGGUAACGGCGUGCUACCGGCACCUCGUGUCCGCUUUAGGGAGCACGUCGGACUCGCAAAACCUGCGCGAGGAGCUGAAAAAGACGCGGCGGAAAGCGCAGGAGCUGGCUGCGGCGAACCGGACCAGACUGACCGCGCUGCUCAAAGACAAGAGCAUCAGCAAUGACGACCGCGCCGAGUACGAGCGCCUGUGGGUGCUCUUCACCAGCAGCAUGGAGAUCCUCGAGGUGGACAUGAGGAGGUCGUUGGAGAUCGGGCAGGAUUUCCCGCUCAAGGUGCCCACGCGCCACUUCAUCCAGACUGGCAUGACCGGCAGCACGAGCACUGUGGCGGCCCGGGCCAUGAGCAUGCAGAACAUGAAAUACGAAGCGGACGCGGGCAUCGACACGGCCGAUCUGAAAGACCUGGAAGCCGAGAUCGCUCAGCUCGAUCAGAUGAUGGAGGAGAUGGAGAUGAAGGUGCAGGUGGCGCCGUGGGCGGUGGAGGCCAAGCAGGAAGCCGGAGCCGAACUCAAAUCCACAGUCAGUGUGGGAAACUCAUCCGUCGGUGUCAUUUCCAUCUGCGACGAGGAACCCAAAGACGGGGCCGAAGGUGAAGCUGGUGUUAUGAGGAUCUUCGCGGGCAUCAUUUUCACUAUGGUUUUACUCAUUGCAGGCAUUCUGGGAUAUCUGGUCGUCAAUCUUUGAAGUAGGAUCUUCUUAAGGCUGUGUGAACACUAAAAGAACAACAAAACAAAAACUGUGACCUGCUGGAUUUAUUCUAACCUACAUAUUCACCUGCCAGUGUGUGUGUGUGUGUGUGUGUGUGUGUGUGUGUGUGGCUUGGACCUGAAAAACACAUUCAGUAGCAGUGUUUCAUGAAUCAGAGGCUGAACUGAUUACUUUUGUGGAUAUAAUGUAUCCAUGGGCCACAGUAUUAGUACACUGUUACACCAACAACCUGGCUGUAAAUUUUUACAGUAAAUUAUAAAGUACUGUAAAAUCUACAGUAAACAACUGUAAAACAUUUACAGUGAUAGCUUACGUAGUAUAAAACAACACAUCAUCCAGUAGGCUACAUUUGCUCGUUUGGCUGAUGGUGUGUGUGUGUGGGGGGGGGUUCACUUACAAUCGGUGCAGGAUGGGAUUUGAACAUACAACCGUCUAACCCGUAACCGUAAACUCUGAGCUCAGCUAACUUGCUUUGAAUCAAUAUAAUCUUAUUGAGCUAUGGUGUCUCAGUGGUUAAGGUCAUGUGUUCAAAUUCCAGUACUGUCAAUCUGUCAUGUUUGGUUCCUUAAGUAAGAUCCUUAACCUUCAGCUCAGUUUAAUCUUGCAUCAGUUGUAAAUUUAGCAGCCAUUAAAUGACCAUAUGUACUGGAUUAUGUGUUAUCUUAUACUAGGUAAUUCACUGUAAACAUCUUUUACAGUUGUUUACUGUAAAUCUCAGUACUUUUCUGGCAACCCUGCUGCCACUAAAUUACUGUCAAAUUUACAGCCAUUCUCUCUCUCUCUUUUUUUUUUCUUUCUUUUUUUUUUUUUACAGUGAUAUGUUACAGAGAAGAAUUGGUAAGCAAAAGACAAACUGAGAUGAUGUAGCAUAUUUAUUGGUCGUUUCCGUGAGUGAAAUACCAUCAGAUCAGGCCAGGCUCUCUAUCAGGGCUCUUGAGAAUCGUUGCGGAGAUUUCAUGUACAGCAACAUUGAGAAAGCAUGUUUUUUUUUUUUUUCUUAAGGGAUAUUAAAGAAACUGGUUCUAAUAGUUCCAGCUGGCUGAAAUGAGAAAUCUGAUUGCAGUCUAAUCCUGUUAGUUUAACCUGAACUAGAACAGUAC